Molecule: messenger RNA, 1614 nt
Organism: Macaca mulatta (Rhesus monkey)
Lineage: Eukaryota; Metazoa; Chordata; Mammalia; Primates; Cercopithecidae
Source: RefSeq, a predicted model, not a curated record
AAAAUUCAACAUCAGUUCAUGAUAAAAAACCUUCAAAAAACUUGCUAUCACAGGAAGCUCACCCUGCAUUUUUCCCUGGAGGAAUGGUUCAGUAUUCUGUAAAUCAGUAUUCACAGCUACUUUAUAGAAUAUAACUGCUGGAAAUAACAAGAAUCAGCUCUAUUUUUAUUGCAGGAACAGUUGGAGAGGGUGAGUCUUAUGGAUGGGAAAACUGACAACCAUGCCUGCAGGUCUGAUAUAUGCAUCUGUAAGUGUACAUGCAGUCAAAGAAGAGGAAUCCAAAAAGCAGCUAGUGAAACCAGAGCAGCUCCCUAUAUAUACUGCACCACCGCUUCAGUCUAAAUAUGUUGAAGAGCAGCCUGGUCAUUUACAAAUGGGUUUUGCUUCCAUCCGGACUGCAACUGGUUGUUAUAUUGGCUGGUGCAAGGGUGUUUAUGUCUUUGUGAAAAAUGGGAUAAUGGAUACAGUACAAUUUGGAAAAGAUGCUUAUGUCUAUCUGAAGAAUCCUCCUCGAGACUUUCUUCCGAAAAUGGCAGUUAUUUCAGUUUCAGGAUUGGCGGGCUUGGUUUCAGCGAGAAAAGGUUCCAAGUUUAAGAAAAUUACUUAUCCUCUGGGACUGGCCACUUUAGGAGCAACUGUUUGCUACCCAGUUCAGUCCAUAAUAAUUGCUAAGGUAACAGGGAAAAAGAUAUAUGCUACAAGCCAGCAAAUUUUUGGAGCAGUUAAAUCACUGUGGAAAAAAAGCAGCAAAGAAGAGUCACUCCCUAAACAUAAAGAAAAAACUAAGCUAGGAUCCUCUGUCGAAAUAGAAGUACCUGCAAAAACAACUGACGUCUUGAAACACUCAGUGCCCUUGCCAACAGAACUCAGCUCUGAAGCGAAGACCAAAUCAGAAUCCACUUCAGAAUCUCUGGAACUCAUCCCUUCAGAGGGUCCUUCCCAGAAGAACUGUAUCUCCACUACCUCGGUUCUCUGGAAUAAAUUACAAAGUUUUUCUACACCAGGAGUUCCAAAGUCAAGCUACAUUCAAAGAGAGAAACAACACACUGGAUACUCAUGUUAUGAAGAGUCAGACAUUCCUUAUAGGAUAGAAGAUGUGCAAUUGAAAUCUAACUAUUAAGUUUUCUGUGGAAAAAAAACAUAUAUGUGUACUAUAUGGCCAUCUGAUCAUUUUAAAAGCAUACUCAGAAUACUUUAAGAAAACACUAUGAGUAUGAAUUAUCUAUGCUCUAAACACUUUACUUCUCUUUCUGCGUUUAUGCCAUCACUUCUUAUCUCUUUAUACCUUGAACUUUUUCUUUACCCCUCUCUCACUCUAUGACUCCUGAACAAAAUUUUCAUUUCCAAUAUCCAACUUCAUUAACUAAGAAGGGAUGGGAAAUGUUUAUUAUCACCAAAAUGCAGCAUAACACUUGCAUACUGGUUUAUGACAUGCAUCUUUAUAAAGUGCUCAGUGAAAUGCAUAAACGAUUGAUUGCAAAUUGGUCAAAGAGAAUACUGAGUACUUUAUUAGUUACUGGCUAAAGCUAAGGAGUUACACAAAAGCAUCAUAUCUAAAUAAGGAAUUUUAUUUGAAAUAUGUAAUUUCAUUAUGAAUAAAUUCCAUAAAAUAAA